CAGGGCUUUACGCUACCUAAUGGAGCGCCCGUGACAGCUGCCACGCCCUGACCCCUCCGCUUUCAUCUGACCCCCUGACUGACACUGUCACAUGGUCCCUGAACCGUAAACUGUCUAGUGCUUUUUUGAUACUUGAGAAAAAUUGAACCUAUAGAGGGGAGCAGGGAUAGAAUCAGCUCUAAAGGAACAUCUUAGAAGGUGAAAGUACUGUAAGAAGUAUUUUUACAGUUUACACAUGUUGUCAGAGGAAGUGACCUGCAGACUUGACCUGAAUGUAUUACUGGUCUGGGGGUAACAGGCUUAUGGGAUUACAGCUAAAAUAUUUCCUGUUUGUUUUUUGUCUGUUUUUCAUCAGCAAAAGCUCAGUUUCUUUAAUGGCUUUAUGAAUAAGUACCAUUUUAGAGUAUAUCACAGUGUUUUCAGACGAUACUUUAAAGGAAGUUGUCCCUGUGAGGCACUGUUACUUUAUGUCAAACAAUAAUCCAGCCCACAGAGGGCGAUAUGGCAACGUCAAGUGAGCUGUAUAUGCAGAUCAGCACCAGUUUAAUCUCAGAGAUAAGGAAAUUGCUUUUAUAUUUCAUGUUAUUUUAUUUUGUUUUCUUUUCUCUUUUAAAUGUCAAAUUUACGGUUAGAAGGAAGACACUAACUAUGCUGUAAUUCAUGAAUGAUUUCAGGUGCAGCAACUGUCAUUUCGAGCAGAAAUAAUUUAAUGGAGUUGAAUUUGUUAAUGAGCACUUCGAGUUCUUCAGGUUAAAAGCAUUAUAAAUAUGCAAUUAAGGUAGUGUGUGGAGCUGGUUCAUAAAGUCCAGUCUUACAUCGUGGUCGUGUUGAGCAGGGUUUUCAGGGGACUGUCAGAAGGGGGGCGGGGUGAAGUACAGCUGACAUCUUCAGACUACAGACCUGACUGUUGCAGAAGGACGGAGCAUGUCAAGUGGGCAGGUAACGGUUAACUUCUGCACGAGUGGGGAAAAUAUGUUGAACUGAACAAAACUGGAGAAAGUGAGCUGGAUUUCCCGAGCGCAUUCAAAUUGUAUUUAAGGGAUUAUUUACUGCCAGCAAGAGGAGAAAUCAAAAUAUGUAGGAGCUGUGCUUAAAGAUCCACUAGAUUCCUCUGACGAGUUCAUCAUCGGUCGUGCCAAAGUGCGACUCGAGGAGAAGCUUAUUCAUGCAAAUUCAUAAAAUCAUAGGCGUGCCUUUGGGUGAUGGAGUCACAGCCGGAAAAGAAAACCCCCUCCUGGAUCAUCACCGACCUUCAAAGACUGUGAUGCGCAGCGCUCGGACGCAUUGACGGCCGCACCGGGGGAAAUGUUUUAAAAGGACGGACUAAGAGAAGAGAAAGUUACGACUCGUUUUCUACACGCUUCUGUAGAGUGACUGCACUCCUUGAUCAACACAACCACCCGCUCGACUGCUGCGCCACUGGAUCUCCAACCACAGGCUUGCUGCGUGCACUAACGCAGUUAUCACUAUUCGCCUUGUGGUCGUUAAUAUUUUUAUUAUUUUUUAUUGUUACUGUUAAUUUUUUAUUUUCAUAUGUUUACAUCCAAUUUGGACAACUUCAAAUAGCGAGAAUCCUGAUACGGGAGAAGUUAUAGGCACAGUACUUUAUCGAAUUUGCGCGUAAAGACGCGACCACUGACUUGUCUUUAUUUGAGAAAACGAAUUGAUUUUUGUUUAAAUUCAUUCGCCAAGGACUUGACACCCUCCACCAUGUCAGAGGACGACAGUAGCUCCACCAGCUGUAUGUCUGACACAGAAGGCAGCAACAUUAGCGUCCUUAACUGGGAGCAAGUGCAGCGGUUGGACGCCAUCCUGACGGAGACCAUACCGAUCCACGGCCGGGGGAACUUCCCCACUCUGGAGAUGCAGCCGCGGCAGAUCGUUAAGGUGGUGCGGAGUCGGAUGGAGGAAAAACAGAUCCACGUCCGGGACGUACGGUUAAAUGGCUCUGCAGCGAGCCACAUUCUGCAUGAGGACAGCGGACUGGGCUUUAAGGACCUUGACCUCAUAUUUUGCGCAGAUAUGAAAGGUGAAAGUGAUUUCCAAACAGUGAAGGACAUAGUUUUGGACUGUCUCCUGGAUUUUUUACCAGAAUGUGUGAAUAAAGAGAAAAUAACUCCGUUAACGUUAAAGGAGGCCUAUGUGCAGAAGAUGGUGAAGGUGUGUAACGACUCAGACCGCUGGAGCCUUAUCUCCCUUUCCAACAAUCGUGGGAAGAAUGUCGAGCUUAAGUUUGUGGACUCUCUUCGGCGGCAGUUUGAGUUCAGCGUGGACUCCUUCCAGAUCAAACUGGACUCCCUCCUGCUGUUCUACGAGUGCUCAGAAAACCCAAUGGCUGAGACCUUCCACCCUACCAUCGUGGGUGAGAGUGUGUAUGGGGACUUCAACGAGGCCCUUGACCACUUGCGCCACAAGAUCAUUUGCACCCGCAACCCAGAGGAGAUCCGAGGCGGGGGUCUUCUGAAAUACUGUCACCUGCUGGUGAGGGGUUUCCGGGCCGCUUCUGAGUCAGAAAUGAAGUCCCUGCAGCGCUACAUGUGCUCACGCUUCUUUAUUGACUUCCCUGACAUUGGUGACCAGCAGCGUAAGCUGGAGUCCUACCUUCAAAACCACUUUGUGGGCCUGGAGGACCGCAAGUACGAUUACUUGAUGACCCUCCAUGGAGUGGUCAAUGAGAGUACGGUGUGCCUGAUGGGACACGAGAGGCGGCAGACCUUAGGGCUCAUAGCCAUGCUGGCAGUGCGAGUUCUAGCCGAACAGAACGUCAUCCCCAAUGUGGCUAAUGUAACGUGUUACUACCAACCUGCUCCUUAUGUGGCAGAUGGCAACUUCAGUAACUACUACAUAGCACAGGUACAGCCGGUGUUUGCUUGCCAGCAGCCUGCAUACUCCACCUGGUUGCCCUGUAACUGAGUCAGGCCUGAAGAAAAGAGGAGGGAGAGAGUCUGAUUUGUUUACACAGCAGUGAGCGGCAUAGUCGCUGCCUGAAACCUGCCCAGUGUUUGACAGCUGACAGAAAAAGAAGCUGUCUUUAUAAAGCUUGCAUUUUUUGUUCAUGCGUUCAGUAUGAACAGUUGGCUUUCACUUCAAGUAUGUAGUUCAGUGUGUAUAUCUCACUUGUCCUGAAAUGCCAACAUCUUCUGAUUCUCUGCAGGCUAAGACUAAUUUGUAAAAGCUAAAGGCAAAUGUGUUUGGGCCUUGAAUGCAAGCAGCAGAACUGUUAUUAAAACUGAUAGAAGCUGUCAAGAACUGAUUAUACAGCAUGUUCCAACAGCAGACCAAACAGCGGCAUCAGUUCAAGAUGACAGUUACUCCAUGUGCACACAUGCACACACACACAAACACACUGUAGGUGAAAUCUGGGGUGUGUGCAGGGCUCAUGAGCACCCUAGACUCUGCUUUUAUGUCAGAUGAACUGAGGUGAGAUGCUGUUCAACUUGACUUGCAUUUGGAUACAAUUAUGGUUGUUUACAGACCAAAGAUUUUUUUGAUUGUUUCUAACAUUAAAACCCAAUUUUGGUGGGCAAAAAAUAAAUAAAAUAUGAAGCUAUGUCUAUUUGUAUAUGUGAACAUAUGUGUGUUUUUAAGUGCCUAUUGCCUCUCUGUGGGCAGAGAAAAGAAUGAGCAGGCCAUAUGUUUUUUGUGAAUUUGCCCCAAGCUGUUUAUACACAAGACAACAGCACCCCAGUGGCUUGUGAAUGUAUACGUGAAAUCAUGCACAGUCAGUGUUUGUGUACAUUUGGACGGAAAAAAAGAGCAUCAAGCAUCAGUGUGGAUUUUGCAGUAGCAGUCAAAUGAGUGGCGGGUUGUUGCAAGAUUCACAUUUUUCGUGUGUUUCGUAUUUUCCAAAUACGUGAAUCCGUAUUUGGAACUUCAAAAAUUGAUCUCUGCUGUGUGAUAAACGCGCUAUACCGAAUACUGCUAUUGAAUAUUUGCCAGGAAAAAGGAUGACAAGCAUUUUGAGAUCAUCAGCAACACAGAAAACUGUCGCUAACAUGCAAUUUCCUGAAUAUUUUGUACAGCGGUGCUUCUUUUGUUGUCAUCUGAGAAAAAAAAAAAAAAAAAACAAGUUCACAAGAAGUAGAUAAGAGACAGAGAGACAGAGUGAGGAAAAGGUUCAUUCAGAGAGAGGGCCCGACGGAGAGCUGGUGCGUGCUUCCUCCUGCAGUGCGAGGAUAUUUGCUGAGACACCUCAGAUGAUGAGACACUAUUUGCUGUAGCACCCUGGCAGGGAAUUCCUCAGCUGCUGCUGAAGAGCUUGAACUUAGCUGGGGUUGGGUCUACAGACGCUCCGCUUAGGGUUCAGAGGAUGUUGUGCCAAACAUUUUGUCGGCCCCACUGAUAGACCUAAAAUUUAAUGAGGACAUUUGUUGAUGAGAGAAAAAAUAUGCUGUGUUAGUAUAGAAGACUGGGAUGUAGACAGAAGAGGUGUAAAAAAAGGGACAGAAAUGAAAAUGUAGUGGUUUAAAAGGCAGGAGGUAGAGUGAGUCGAUUUGGAGAGAUGGGUGCAGCUGGUGAUGGGGUUUAUCUCUCUAGGGCUCCCAUGCUUUACUGUAUAAGCUGUUUCUGUUAAGGUCAGAUUACAACUUAAUGGACAGUGCUGUGCCCGCCCCCUCCACCCCCCCUUUUUUUCAGGGAGACCAAAACAUUUUGUCAUCAACAUUUGCUCUCUGUUUUAAUCAUACAAUUCUAGUUCAAAAGAGUUGAAGCUGAAGAAAAUUGCAUGCAUUCACAUCAGCCUCAGGAGAGUUUAAGUUUGAACUUCUUUUUCAUAUGUGAGGUUGCUUUAAUGAUGCUUAUUAUUACUUUUUUUUUAAUGCUUCAUUCCUCACAAUUUUAAAGAACUUUGUAUAUAUAUGAUAACAUGCUUCUGCUUUGCCGACUCACUCAUUGCUAACUACACUGCAGCUUUUCCUGAUGGCAGAUAGAAAAAGGAAAUGAGUUAAGCAUAAAAAAGGUAGGUUAGGCCCAGAAGACCAGCACUGACUCAGACUGUGUUUGAAAAAGAAAUUGUCUCGCUGAAAAAAAAAAUUCUUUCUCAUUCUCUGUCUCGCCCUAUUCUGAUAAUGCAUAACUGCUCUAUUCAGUUUUUUUUCUUCUCAGUGGCUGUCCAUUUGAUGAUAUCCUUUGGUUGUGCAGGCAACGUAUUGUCCUUUUAUACUCAGUGAAGUCCUAACAGCUGACUAGCUAGCUAGCUCCAGUCUGCCUGUCAGUUAGUAAUUGUGCCUAUCAGUUAGAGGUCGUGGGUUACUACAUUGUCUUGUAUACGUUGUCUCAAAUAUCUGUUUCUGUUCAAGCAGUCUUUUACAUACUUUGAAAAAGAGCGAAAAAAGAUCUUUGUGUUGUAUGUAUAUUUUUUAUGAUUGUUAUUUUUAUAAAUGUAUCAGACACUGCAGGUGUUGCAGUGCUUUUCAAUCUGUGAUCGGGCUUCAAAGGAUAUGUUCUCAAUAACUUUUUGCUAUAUUAUGUUAUGUGUCCAAUGGGUCAAGAGGUUAAUGAUGUUUUCAUCAAUAAAAUAUUUGAAAACCA
This is a messenger RNA of Scatophagus argus, 5529 nucleotides long. It is a transcript of the gene tent5aa, whose product is annotated as terminal nucleotidyltransferase 5Aa. Gene Ontology annotation, biological process: mRNA stabilization. The record is from RefSeq and is a predicted model, not a curated record. Bases 1711 to 2913 code for a protein of 400 amino acids. Lineage: Eukaryota; Metazoa; Chordata; Actinopteri; Scatophagidae. Gene Ontology annotation, molecular function: poly(A) RNA polymerase activity; RNA binding. The transcript has 2 exons.